CAUGCCGGUAGGACAUGCGGCCCCUCACAAUAAUAUAGAAUAUAAAGAUAAUAAACAGUCCUCUUCUGCUUUGAAUACUGUAUAUAAAGUGAGUAUAGCUCUAGGUGGACACUUUAACGGGCUUGACUCCUGCGGUGGAUUUCCACGCCCAGCUGUGCUCCCCUUGAGUCGGAUGAAAUCGUCCAGGCAGCCGUUCAGAUAAGAUCAGUCCUUACAUCCAUGGUGGUGCAGCUAGCUGAUGGAAAGGAAGGCCAGCAAACAGCUCAAUAUGGUCUCCAGGCUGCCCAAGUUUACUUCUCGCUCCUCAGCUACCACCACAAACUCCCUCCCCCAAGGAUCUGCCCUCCCUGUCUCCUCUUUGGGGUGUAAAGGUGCACCUCAAGGGCGGCACACUAUUUUGACACGAGUGCCAUCACUGAAGUGGAGAAAGGGCGAAGAGGACAGUGGAAAUAAAGUUCAACAUUCUGACAGCUUGGAAGAGGAGACAAGUGUAGCUAUAUGUCCCCCUGUGGUUAAAAAGACAUCUCACACAGAUGCGGUUAAAUUAAAGAGUGUAGUCCCCACUGCACAAAGUUGUAGCCCAAGGGCUAUAUCCCAGCCCAGCAAAACCUAUCCCCGAAUGACUGCUCCCAAACGCCUCUCCGCAGGGCAUGCCCUCUAUAAUGGCACCACUACUCUGAAAGUCAGUGGUGUUAAUGGACGUUGUGGGUCUGACCCCUCAGGGUCUGGUCUGGAACAUUCAUUCCAACAAAGAAGCCUGGAGAGCACACUGUCCCUAUCCAACGAUAGCCUCAAGUCAGCCUCUAAAGAGAACAUAGUGCGCUCGCUGAGUUUGACCCACUUCAAGAGGGUAGCAUCCCCCACCGACCUUCCAAUGACCCGUUCCUUUUCUUUUAACAAAGCUUCAGAGCUGGCUAAAGAGCUUCCAAGAACCUUAGCACAAUCUCCAGUGGCUAGGUCAGCCGUCAUUAAGCCAAAUCCGCUAUUAUCUGAAGGUAAAGUGAGCAAGUAUGGGAUUGCAAGGCCGUCUGUAACUACAAGUAGUGGGCCUUUGCCAAAAGGUACAAUAAAGAAAUCCCUUUUACCCAGCUUCUCGAGUAACAAGUCCUCAGCACUCAGCUACAGACUGACACGUCCAUCACUCAUCAAGUAUCCUCGUCCUGUUAUAGCUGGGCCUGACCAGAAUGAAGCAGAAUUGAGUCAAAAGGUCAAAGACCCUACACAGGUAGCAGAAACCAGUUCAGAGGCAACUAGCAAUGCUGAAAGUGCAGACACUACACCGGAUGAGACCCCAUCUGAAGCAAAGGAGAUAGAUCACGGUCUAGGCCCUUCCUUGGAGAACAUGUCACUAUCAUCCACCUCCUCCCUGGAGCACAACGACACUAGUGAGGAGUACAUUGAUGACUUUGAUAAUCUCGGGAACGGAGGCGAGAUCUUGCUCUUGCCUGUCCACCAUGAUGGGUUAGACCACUUAGGACUUUGUGAGGAUGACAACGCUCUAAUUGCUGAGUGCAGUGAGUCGUCACCGGUGACCAGCUUGCACAGCUUCCUGUCUGAAACGGUUGAUUGGGCAGGGAUGGGCCUCACAGCUGGUAAAGAUGGCUUUGAGCAUGAGAAUUUGGCUGCUGUUGGUGAUUUUCAUCACGGCUCGUCUCUGGACCUGUCUCCCUCGGUCAGCUCUGGUGGAACCUACAUGUGGGAUGAAGAGGGGCUGGAAGCACUGGGUGGAUCUGGACAUCUGUGUGGGAGUUUUGACUCUGAUCUCAACAGCAUGGACAUUCUCAGCAACCUGGAGAAUGUGGAGUCAUGUGACCUGGGGGACGAUGACCUCAUAAUGGAUUUGGAUCUGUCUGAAGAUGCAUCCUUACACAGCAACACUGAUGGGAUGUUACCGUACCAGUGCUCUGAAACAGGCGGUCGGCUGAAUCAGAGGAGGACGCGACUGCAGCGCUGGGGCCUUCAUGAUCAGUUCCGCUGUGAAAACAGAAGUGGAGGUCUGCAGACAUUUGAUGGCUGUCAGGGACAGGGGUCACAGAGGUCGCGGUCAGAUCUUGUGAGGCUGGAUGAGUUGACUCUGAAACACAUGGCUGAAGACUGCUCCUCUGUCAAACUACAGCUGCUUCAGCUGCAGACCCUGCUACAGAUGGAGGUAGAUGGUUCAGCUGAAGACACUUCAGAUGCUGCAGAUACCCCAGAAUCUACUGAACAAUCUUUACUUGACCAAAAGGUGAUGAUGCUCCUGAGAGAGGUUGAAGAUCUGAGAACUGAACUCGGAAGCAAAGACAGAAUGAUCACUGAACUCUCACAGCAGCUGUGUUCUCCAGUGGAGGUCCUGCAAUGUCAUUGCCAGCAGAGCUCAGAGGGUCACAGGGGGUCAGAGGAGCACCUAGACAAGAGUACUCAAACACCAUGGAGAGCACAUAAUCCUCAGAUACUACAGGCUCCCAGAUUAUUGCCCAGCAAGCUUCUCAACCACAAAAGACUUUCAAGGUCAACCCCUACAGAGGCCCCUUGUGACAAUGUGGAUGCCCAGCCUGGUCACCGCCCACUGACACCCCAAUCCUGCUCUACAGACAUGCAAAGUCCCAUUACUGUUGAGUCCAGCCCAAACUGUACUGUACCAAUGGUUCCUAUUCCUGCUGAUAGCAUUACUGCCUCCUUGUCAAGAACUUUGCAGAAAUCUGAUCCUGAUGAGCUCAUCCUCACAAGCAGUGACCUUUCAAUCAGUGAGACGGCAAACACAACAGCUUCUUGCAGCCUUGGCUUGAGGCUGGAGAGAGGUUCCCAAAAACUCCCAUUAGGAAGAAGUAGGUUUUCGACUCUACAACCACCCAGCUUCACCAAGAGGGCUUCAAAUCUCAUCAAUCCUGAGGAAGUACAUCGGGUCAGCAUGCUCUCAGGAGGAACUUCAGGUCCAUCCAGGAUAAGACGUCAGCCCAUGCAAGCUCACGGACUACCCUGCAUCAGCCCCGCCCACCAAGCAACCAUUCCCACCACCACUGUAGCACCGAUAUAUAACCAACAAAAGGAAGGGGUCAGACAGUCUCCUCACACAGAUAUGGAGAUCAGUUUUCCCAGAGCCUCUGCACUCUUCCAGCCCAAUCAUUCCCGCCUUCCCAAGGCCAAGCGCACACAACAAGACUGAAGGUCAUCGCUCUAUACACAUUUAGA
This is a messenger RNA of Xyrauchen texanus (razorback sucker), 3171 nucleotides long. It is a transcript of the gene ccser2b, whose product is annotated as coiled-coil serine-rich protein 2b. Bases 239 to 3145 code for a protein of 968 amino acids. The record is from RefSeq and is a predicted model, not a curated record. Lineage: Eukaryota; Metazoa; Chordata; Actinopteri; Cypriniformes; Catostomidae. The transcript has 10 exons. Gene Ontology annotation, biological process: microtubule bundle formation. Gene Ontology annotation, cellular component: microtubule cytoskeleton. Gene Ontology annotation, molecular function: microtubule binding.